GCUCUUCCCAAACAUUUCCGCUCCGCUCAGUCAAAUACCUCGCUCGUCUUCUCAACGAUUCUUCGUACUACGUCAACCAAGUUAUACCCGUUCAAACUCAACUUCAACUCACAAACUACCGCCAAAAUGGUCAAGGCUGUCGCUGUCGUCCGUGGUGACUCGAAGGUCUCCGGCUCGGUCGUCUUCGAGCAGGAGUCUGAAUCCGCCCCUACUACCGUCACUUGGGACAUCACCGGCCAUGACGCCAAUGCCAAGCGUGGCAUGCACAUUCACACCUUUGGUGACAACACCAACGGCUGCACCUCCGCUGGCCCCCACUUCAACCCUCACGGCAAGACCCACGGCGCCCCGGUCGACGAUAACCGUCACGUUGGUGACCUCGGCAACAUCGAGACGGACGGUCAGGGCAACUCCAAGGGCUCCGUGAGCGACAAGCACAUCAAGAUCAUUGGCCCCGAGAGCGUCAUUGGCCGCACUGUCGUUGUCCACGCCGGCACUGAUGACCUUGGCAAGGGUGGUAACGAGGAGUCUCUCAAGACCGGCAACGCCGGCCCGCGCCCUGCCUGCGGUGUCAUCGGCAUCUCGCAGUAAACGACUCUAUAUCAGCUUUCGUCGGGGAGUUUAAGGAGCAAUUCGUAGGAAGAGGGCCUGAGUUUGCUAAAAAAGGAUACAGCAUGCUAGAACCCGUCAGAGGCUCGUGCCGCUUGUGACCUUUUCCAAACUAUCCCGAACGAAACUACAUAGCAAAAAAGAGAGUAACACACUUCCUAAAUGGAAGCUUUAAAAUAUUUCGAUUUGACGCCGUGGUGCUGUAUGAUUCCGGGACUAAAUUGGAGAGUUGAUGACGGAAUAUGCGGGGUAGCUGUGUUGGACAAGCGAGCCCACAGUGCGACAAAGUAAAUGCAUCUCGUGGCAGAUGGCGGACAGCUCAGCAUCGGGUGUACGCAAGUAGUCAGAAAUCUGAGACUUGAAAUGUCAAAUAGUGUUAUUCACUUCC
Molecule: messenger RNA, 997 nt
Organism: Chaetomium fimeti
Lineage: Eukaryota; Fungi; Ascomycota; Sordariomycetes; Sordariales; Chaetomiaceae
Product: Cu/Zn superoxide dismutase
Exons: 5
Coding region: 127-591 (154 amino acids)
Biological process (GO): superoxide metabolic process
Molecular function (GO): copper ion binding
Source: RefSeq, a predicted model, not a curated record